AGGUUUGGAAAACAUUUGUGAACACAGUAGUAACUAUAACAAGUUUUAUACUCAGUAGAAGACGGUCUGAGGGUUUGAUUUAUAGACAUUGAGAAUAAAUUUCGAGAUAUCUUUUACUGUUUGAUAACUUAUAUGUUGAAGUAUAGCAUGUUUUUAUUAUUUAAUUAAACAAGUUCUAGUGUUAUACACCAGCACCAUCUAGCAACUUAACGUGAGGAAAGCUAUGGAUACAAAAUGCGGUUUACAUCUUGGGCCCUGUAUGCACUGAUCGUACAUUAUUGAUAAUCUAUGCUGUGUCACAGUGCAUAACCUCUUGGCGUGGUGUUUGUGUUUCAGGCUAGUACGGUUACUAUAUGUAUUAAACUUGGGUAACUCCGGUAGUGGCCAUCACUUUUAUCCGGUUACAUUAAAAUCUGGCUAUGAUUUAAUUACAUCUGUUCCAGUAUUUAGUACACACAGUUACUAUGUCUGGAUUUGGUUUCGGAAGUACUGGUUCCACAACUCCGGGUACUGCAUUCAACCUUGGAUCCAACAAAACCACCACAUCUGGAUUUACACUUGGUACAACUACAGCACCAUUAUCUUCAGGAAGUUUAUUUGGUACUACAUCUACAUUUGGAACACCCACAACAUUAUCUUCUGGUUUGUCAUUUGGAGCUGCUGCCACUUCACAACCAGCUACUGGGUUGUUUGGAAGCCCUGCUGGCCAGACCACUGGCUUGUCAUUUGGAAUAUCUGUUCCUUCAGCAGCCCCUACAGGACUGACUUUCAGUAAUAUAUCCACUCCAACUGGACUUUCAUUUGGAACACCUACCGUGGGACAGACAGGAGGUAUUUCAUUUGGUAAUGCUGCAACCCCUGCAGGACAGACAGGUCUGUCAUUUGGACCUCCAGCUACAACUGCAACAGGAUUAACCUUUGGAACCCCAGCUACAACUAUUGCACAGUCUGGGCUGUCAUUUGGCACAUCUACUGGACUGGCAUUUGGAACCCCUACUACUUCUGUGGCGCCAUCAACAGGGCUAAUAUUUGGAACUCCAAAUGUCACGACAACACAAACAGGCUUGACAUUUGCAGCUCCAGCUACAACUUUAGGAAUCUCUGGGUCACUUUCUUUUGGCAAUCCUGCUCCUACAAGUGCUGCUCCUUUGAGUUUUCCAGGAUUAUCAACUGCAGUUACCACAGCAGCUAAACCUCUUGGAGGUUUGCCAUUUGGUACAUCAACUGCUGUCACAUCAGCUACUGGUUUCAGUCUUCCUACACCAGCAACGACAAGUCAGGGUACAGGAUUUACCUUGGGUGGCACCACUACAUCAAUAUCUGGGGGUGGAUUAUUUGGGUUAGGGUCAACAAAGCCUCUGUUAUUUUCACCAUCAACUAGUACAACCACUUCUGUAGGCCAUGCUGGAACUUCAGUACCUAUGACCACCACAUUAGUAGGACUUGGAGGUGUUGAUGCUUCACAGGCUAAAUCAGGACUUACAGGAACAAGCCCAAGACGAUCAGAUGUUAAAGCUGUUAAAGAAAACCAGAUACCAAAUGAAAUACUUCAAACAAUUGAAACUUUCAAAAAUAUUGUUAAAACCCAGAAAGGCCUGAGUUCAGACAUAGCAAGAGGUUCAGUAAAGCCUCUCCAUAAAGUCCAGGAAGACACUGAAUCUUUAAAGCAGAUGUUGGCAGGGCUGACCAGUGGAUUGCAAAGGAAUGGGGCAUUGGCAGACAAACUCAAAGCAGAUACAGCAAAGUGUUUGCAUCAAGCUGAGAUGGCACAGCGGACACACGAAACUCCUCCCGGCCUACAGUAUGAUAAUGUGGCUCCUAUAGAAUAUUUUACAGAACUAGUUGCUGGUUUUGAACGUGAUAUGCAAGUGUUCAGGCAAGAAAUUGAGAAUACAGAAAAACAUAUUCUGUCAUUAAGUCAUCCAAUGGCUCUUACUCCUCAAGAACUGGCAUUAGCAAUGAGGAGGCUUCAUGACAGCUUUGUUGCGUUAGCUGGACGACUACAGACUGUUCAUAAUUCAGUUGAAAUGCAAAAGGAGCAAUAUUUGAACCUUCGGAAAUACUUCUUGAAAGAUUCCACUAAUGUGUUUGAGGAACAGGCCAAGAAAUCAGCUGCUGGUGGCAUUAAGCCUAGCAAUGGUGUAAAAAUUUCCCCUGGUCCAACACCUUUUUCAGUGUUAGGCAACCAGCAUGGAUUUGGAUUGCUGCCAGCAAAUUCCGCAGAACCAAAACAUUCUUUUCCACCAGGGAACCCACUAGGAUGGUGUGGAGGGCAGCAACCAUCCCAGCUUCCAGCAAAUCUGUGCGGGAAUUUAUUUUCAUCUGGAGGCUUAUCGAGCAGUCUGAAUACACUUCCUACACCUCAGCCUGUUGAUAAUCAGAGCUUCCAACUUCAGAAACCCCCUCCAGGAAGCAAAAGAGGCAAGCGAUAAAAUCGCACUGCCGGGAAAGAUGGUCACCAUGAAGAAAAUGCAGUAGCCAUGUGACCUUUCAACUAGCAAUCAGGUAAAGGGCUCUCUCUCAUCUUGCUCACUUGUGGCUUAAGGGUCAAAGCCUUAUUUUCUUUUAUUCUUAGAAU
Molecule: messenger RNA, 2578 nt
Organism: Zootermopsis nevadensis
Lineage: Eukaryota; Metazoa; Arthropoda; Insecta; Blattodea; Termopsidae
Gene: Nup58
Product: nuclear pore complex protein Nup58
Biological process (GO): nucleocytoplasmic transport
Cellular component (GO): nuclear pore
Molecular function (GO): structural constituent of nuclear pore
Source: RefSeq, a predicted model, not a curated record